Molecule: messenger RNA, 3299 nt
Organism: Punica granatum (pomegranate)
Lineage: Eukaryota; Viridiplantae; Streptophyta; Magnoliopsida; Myrtales; Lythraceae
Source: RefSeq, a predicted model, not a curated record
UUCCCAAUCUUCUUCUUCCGCUCGUCUCUCGCUCUCUCUCCCUCUGUCUGUAAUGCCGGCGGAUCUGCUGAGCCUCCGGCUCUCCUACUCCCUCCCGCCUCACCGCGCCCUCCGCUCCGGCAAUGGCGUCAAACGGCGGCGCCUCCUCCUCCUCCCGGGCCGCCGUCACAGCCUUCCGCUCCUCCCUCCGAGCCUCUCCUCCAGAGCCCCCCGCCUCGCCCUCUCCAACACUCUCGAGGCCAGCCGCAACGCGGCGCCUCCGCUGGAGCAGCGGAGCCGCGAGCCUUCCCCAGUCCUCCUCGACGUCUCCGGCAUGAUGUGCGGCGGCUGCGUCUCCCGCGUCAAGUCCCUCUUAUCUGCAGAUGAGCGGGUUGACUCGGUCGUCGUCAACAUGCUGACCGAAUCCGCCGCGGUCAAGCUGACGCCGGAGGUUGAGGGCGGCGACUCGGUCGCGGAAGAUCUUGCCGCGAGGCUGACGGAGUGCGGGUUCCCGUCGAAAAGGAGGGCGUCGGGGAACGGAGUGGCAGAGAACGUGAAGAAGUGGAAGGAGAUGGCGAAGAAGAAGGACGAGCUGCUCGUUAGGAGCAGGAACCGCGUGGCCUUCGCUUGGACUCUGGUGGCGCUGUGCUGUGGCUCUCACGCCUCUCACAUCCUGCAUUCUCUUGGCAUUCAUGUGGCUCACGGGUCAUUUUGGGACGUGCUCCACAAUUCGUACGUAAAAGGUGGUUUGGCUCUGGGAGCUCUUUUAGGACCAGGAAGAGAUUUGCUCUUCGAUGGUCUGAGGGCACUUAAGAAGGGGUCUCCAAAUAUGAAUUCUCUUGUGGGGUUCGGUUCAAUUGCUGCUUUCAUCAUCAGCGCAGUAUCACUUCUGAACCCUGGGCUUGAAUGGGAUGCCUCAUUUUUCGAUGAGCCGGUCAUGCUUCUUGGCUUCGUUCUCCUUGGGCGUUCCCUAGAGGAAAAGGCGAGGAUCAGUGCAUCCAGUGAUAUGAAUGAACUUCUAUCACUAAUAUCUACUCAGUCCCGAUUGGUUAUUAGCUCUUCAGAGAGGGAUGCCUCUGCAGAUAGCGUACUUUGCUCUGAUGCAAUAUGUGUUGAGGUCCCAACCGAUGAUAUUCGAGUCGGUGACUCUGUGUUGGUCUUACCUGGGGAGACAAUUCCUGUCGAUGGGCGAGUCAUUGCUGGAAGAAGUGUUGUAGAUGAAUCCAUGCUCACUGGGGAGUCACUUCCUGCUUUCAAGGAAAAAGGCCUCAGAGUCUCAGCUGGAACGAUGAAUUGGGAUGGUCCUUUAAGAAUUGAAGCCUCUUCAACUGGUUCCAACUCAACAAUAUCCAAGAUAUUUCGCAUGGUUGAGGAUGCUCAAUCUCGGGAAGCGCCUAUACAAAGGCUUGCAGAUUCGAUUGCUGGACCAUUUGUGUACAGCGUGAUGACCCUCUCAGCAGCAACAUUUGCAUUUUGGUACUACAUUGGUACAAAUAUUUUCCCAGAUGUUUUACUGAAUGAUAUUGCUGGCCCAGAGGGAGAUCCCUUGCUUUUAAGCUUGAAACUUGCAGUAGAUGUCCUGGUUGUCUCAUGCCCAUGCGCAUUGGGUCUCGCAACUCCAACUGCAAUCUUGGUUGGCACUUCUCUUGGAGCAAGAGAAGGUCUUCUAAUAAGAGGAGGGGAUGUAUUGGAGCGCUUAUCAAGCAUAGAUCAUGUUGCUUUGGACAAGACAGGAACACUUACGGAAGGAAAACCCACUGUUUCUUCUGUUGCCUCUUUAUUGUAUGAUGAUUCGGAAAUUCUCCGAAUUGCUUCGGCUGUGGAGAGAACAGCAUCACACCCAAUCGCAAAAGCUAUAUUAAAGGAAGCAGAACUCCUGAAUCUGACUUUGCCUGUCACUAAAGGGCAACUAUCUGAACCGGGAUAUGGAACAUUAGCAGAAGUUGAUGGCCGUCUCGUAGCUGUUGGUUCAGUAGAAUGGGUCCAUGAAAGAUUUAAUAGAAGAACUGGCCUGUCUGAUCUAGUUAGUCUGGAACAAGCCGUAACUCGUAAAUCAUCAGAAGUGACACCAGUAGCGAAAGAUUCAAAAACAGUUGUCUAUGUUGGACGGGAAGGAGAAGGCAUAAUUGGUGCAAUAGCUUUAUCUGACAGAUUGCGUGAAGAUGCUGAAUUUACAAUAUCCAGGCUCCGGGAGAAGGGAGUCAAGACAAUCCUCUUAUCAGGGGACCGGGAAGAGGCAGUUGCAACCAUUGCUGAGACUGUUGGAAUGGGUCGUGAAUCUGUGAAUGCAUCCUUGACUCCCCAACAGAAAUCUGAUGUGAUAUCAUCUCUCCAAGCUGCAGGACAUCGGGUCGCAAUGGUUGGUGAUGGUAUAAAUGAUGCACCUUCUCUGGCUCUUGCUAAUGUUGGGAUUGCUCUGCCAAUCGAGGCACAAGAGAAUGCUGCAUCUGAUGCGGCUUCAAUCAUACUCCUCGGCAACAAACUUUCACAGGUUUUAGACGCACUCGACCUCUCACAGGCAACAAUGGCUAAAGUCUACCAGAAUCUUUCGUGGGCAGUGGCAUAUAAUGUCGUUGCUGUUCCCAUUGCUGCAGGGGUCUUACUGCCCAAGUUUGAUAUUGCCAUGACACCUUCACUUUCAGGUGGACUGAUGGCUUUGAGUUCGAUCUUUGUUGUCACCAGCUCCUUGCUUCUGCGGCUCCAUAGAUCAGAAGGAAAAGCAAGGGAUAAGUAAAGGUACACAUUCAGGUCUCUUGCAUGCUCUUUCCCCAUUAUGUCCUCCCACACGGAAAAUAUUGUAAUGUAGAACCCUCUCUAUAGAGCCAAGGAUUACUUAUUCGUGUAUAUUACAAACCGAAAGUAUAUGUAAGGCAGCCUCUGUUAGAAUGUAAAAAUUUCUUUUGUAUAGUUAACUAAGGAGUUCAGGCACUUCCUUCGAUUUGGAAUAAGCGGGGUUCCCAUACCUUUCUCCAUAAGCAUUCAUGUAAGAAAACAAUGGAAAUAUUUUAUUCGUCAGUGCGACUCGGUGUGUACAUCAUGUUUGGGAUUAUUAAGAACAGAACCCUCGAAGAAGGGAUGUUUACAGAGGGCAGACUUCAGCCCGCACAGUGGUGGUCAAGGGGAUGCUGGCUGGCACCGCUUGGAAGGAGAAUAUAAGAAGCUGAAAUCCUGAGAUUUCUUGGGUUGGCUUUGUGGUUCAAAACCUUUGCAUUUGAUUUCCUGUAAUCUUUUGCGAGUGGAAAUAGACAAUUUUAUCGAUUCACGAUUUGGAUCAGAGGGACCUGUGUUGGAAUUUGAUGAACAAGAAGUUGAACUCGAAA